This is a messenger RNA of Orbicella faveolata, 2820 nucleotides long. RefSeq names its product protein psiQ-like. The record is from RefSeq and is a predicted model, not a curated record. Gene Ontology annotation, molecular function: calcium ion binding. NCBI's taxonomy places the organism in Eukaryota, Metazoa, Cnidaria, Anthozoa, Scleractinia, Merulinidae.
AUGCAUGACAAUGUUUACUUUGAACUGUGGUAUUUUGAAUUUUUCUUCCUUACAGAUGUGAACGAAUGUCUGAAAAACCCAUGCCAGCACACCUGUACGAACACACAUGGUAGUUUCACUUGCCGCUGUCAUUCCUGCUACACCAAAGUUGGACUCAAGUGUUACCUAAGGCAGUGUAAAAUCAACAAUCAGUGUUACUCAUAUGGUUCAGUGAAUCCCAGCAAUCAGUGUCAGGAUUGUAACAGUGCCAACAAGCUAGCCUGGACAAACAACAAUGCUUUGAGGUGCAAUGAUAAUGUGGCUUGCACUAAAAAUGAUCGGUGUUCAAAUGGUGCCUGCUCUGGAACGCCAUUCACAUGCCUUGUGUGUGAAGAGUGUUACAACGAUGCGUGCCGCGUGAAAGCAGGAUUCUGCGUGAUCAACGAUGGUGGAACACGAAAAUGUUUUAAGCACGGAGCUGUCCGACCCGGCUAUCCUUGCCAGGAUUGUAAUAGUGCCAAUAACCUAGCCUGGACAAACAACAAUGCUUUGUCGUGCAGUGAUAAUAAGGCGUGCACUAAAAAUGACCGGUGUUCAAAUGGUGUCUGCUCCGGAACACCAUUCACGUGCCUUCUAUGUGAAGAGUGUUACAAAGACACAUGCCAUGCGAAACCAGGAUUUUGCGCUAUCAGCGAUGGUGGAACACGAAAAUGUGUCAAUGGAGGAGCCUACCGACCUGGCUAUCCUUGCCAGUGGUGUUAUCCAUGUAACAGCAGCAGCACAUGGUCAAAUCUUGAUGGUGUAGCGUGUGAUGAUGACAACAAAUGCACACGUGGAGACACAUGUAAGAGUGGCCAGUGUGUAGCAACACCCUUCACUUGUAACUCUGUGUGUCACUACUGUAAUGGAAAUGGCUGCAGUCUGAAAGCAGGAUAUGGAUUUGUGAACAACACGUGCACAUGUAAGAUAGCAGGUCAGGACUAUAGUCAUAAAGCAUUGAACCCAUCAAACCAGUGCCAGUGGUGUGAUUUGUAUGAUGCAGCAGCUCGUGGUAAGAGCACAUGGAGUAAUUGUCCUGGAGGGGCGUGUGACGAUCAAGACAAGUGCACCAAACAGGAUACAUGUAAUGCUGGCAGAUGUGUAGGAAAAGGCUACUCUUGUCAAUCAUCUUAUCCUUCAUCAAGUUGUAAGAGGACUUCUGAGUGUGUUGGUGAUGGAACUUGUCGAGUGAUCAUGAGGUCACGUGGAACAAUUUGUCGCCCGGCUGUGGAUGUCUGUGAUCAACCCGAAAGGUGUGACGGAAGCCUUGGAACAUGUCCCCAUGCGGUGAAAGACAAGAUUACCCUUACAACUGGCACUGUCCAAUUAAUGGAUCACAAAUUUAAGUCAGUCGUGAGCUAUCAGUAUUUUACAGACAAACUUUACCUCAAAAUUUCCGGCUUUUGUGUCUCAUGUGGCCAGUUAACCCUUAAAUGGUUUCUUCUGCCGUCAACAUCCACCUGUUCCACUACCUCUACAGUGAGCGGCACAUUUCCUAACAACAACUUGCAGCAAACAUUGACCGGGCUUACUCUUCAAGUCAAUAGAAGAUACAAAGUUUCCAUACAAGCCUAUGAUAUGAGAAACAAUGCUGCACAACUUGUCUGCACUGGCGUUGUAAUAAUUAAAACAUCAAAUCAAAGCACAGGUUAGGAACUUUACUGUUCCAUAAUUAUAGCCACCAUAAAGAUGCCAUAGAACCUGUAUCUACGGAGCUUUAUGGGUCUUUAUGAGGACAUCUUCAUGGAGCUCGGUAAAAUCUUGUAAAGGGACUACAUUUAGGGUUAGACAAUAAUACAGUGAAACUUCUACUAAGCAGACCCCCAAUUAAGCAGACACUUACGGCAGCCUGGUCCUGAAAUAAACGUCUUAUAUUUCCCUUUAUAACAAACCCCUAUUCAGCGGACACCUCUAUUAAGUGGACGCGGACACUAAAAUAAAUUGUAUUUGGCUAAUUUCUGUUGUUAAAAAAACUCUAUUAAGCAGAAACCAGACUGAAUUGACAAUGUGGCAUUGGAUUACGUCCUAUCAAAUAGUCGAUUAAAUACCCGUAUUAUCAUUGCUGUAUUGAAAGGGCAUUACAUGCAUUUCAAACAAAUUAAAGUUGGAUGCCCUCUAUUAAGCGGAGACUUGGGAAGUUCCCAAGGGUGUCCAUUUAGAAGAGGUUUCACUGUAUGAGACUCUUUAGGGGGUAGGGGGGGGGGGGGGUUGGUGGGUGAUUUAACAUAGGCAUUUUUUUCAGCAAUGUCAUCCACUAGGAAUUUUUUCCUCAGGGCAUGUGUAUGCAUGAUAUUUUUUCCAGUGUAACAUGCUUUUUUUGGCUCACUGAACAUGUGUGAAAUUUUUUUUCAGCAGUGAUCAUUUACAUGAUUUUUUUUUGGUACAAGUAUUCUUACAGGAUAUUCUUUUUCGAAAUCACCCACCCCACUCCCUCCCCCUCAAAAGUCUAAUGGUCCACCCCCUUAUGUUUGUGUUUAAAAAAUAAAUGUGGUUGCACUGUCAUAUUUUUAAACUGCUGCUGGGAUGAAUACAAAAUGGGAUCAGAACUUGCACAUACCUCUUAACUGUUCAACAGAGCCUAGGCACUGCUGUUUUCCUCCAUAGUCAGUAUAAAUUGUCUCUACAACUUUGUUGAAUACAGCUAUGUUGCCUUCACAUGCCAACCUUGAGGAUUAUAUACAGUGUGUAGGUCAAUUCAAACAAAUAAUAACAUAUAAGCUGGGAGAAAGUAAGGGAGGCACGGUGGCCUCAUGGUUAGUGCGCUUGUCUCUGGAUCGAGCGGUCCGGGUUCGAACCCUGGCC